ACAACACAGACACUGCCACACAGUGACGCUCGAACGCUUCAACCAUUCAACAAAAUGGAGAAACCUGAGGCGGCGCCGGUGCCGAGGGUGGGCGUGGCGGUCUUCCUCACCAAGGGCGGAUCCGUACUCUUAGGACGGCGGCUCUCCACCGUCGGCAACUCCACUUUCGCUCUGCCCGGCGGUCAUCUCGAAUUCGGCGAGAGCUUCGAGGAAUGUGCAAUCAGAGAAGUGAAAGAGGAAACGGGGAUGAAUAUAGCGAAAACGGAGUUCCUAACGGCGAUGAACUACGUGCCAGCGGAGGAACCAAAGCUGCGCCACUACGUAAUCAUCUUCAUGAGAGCUGAUCCGGCCAGCGCAGACGAAGAGCCGAAGAACAUGGAACCAAACAAGUGUGAGGGAUGGAACUGGUACGAAUGGGAGAAUCUACCGAAACCCCUGUUUGGGCCAUUGCACACAUUGGUCGAUCAAGGUUUCAAGCCCUUUCCUCCUUGAUUCUCUGUUAUCAUCGUUAAUGGCAAUGAUCGGUUUAUCUUCGAUUUUCUAUUUCCCAGCUGCAAAUCAAAUCAGGGUGGUUCAUGGAGAUGAUUAGAUAAAUGUGAUUGUAAGAAGGAUUUUACAUAUUUUGAUUUCCUUUGGUUCGA
Neltuma alba is the source of this 641-nucleotide messenger RNA. Its product is annotated as nudix hydrolase 1-like. NCBI's taxonomy places the organism in Eukaryota, Viridiplantae, Streptophyta, Magnoliopsida, Fabales, Fabaceae. The transcript is spliced from 2 exons. Gene Ontology annotation, molecular function: 8-oxo-7,8-dihydrodeoxyguanosine triphosphate pyrophosphatase activity. The record is from RefSeq and is a predicted model, not a curated record. Gene Ontology annotation, cellular component: cytosol. The coding region runs from base 55 to 492 and encodes 145 amino acids. Gene Ontology annotation, biological process: dGTP catabolic process.